GUUAUAAUGUUUCAUUAUGCGUCAUUAUACGCUAAGCGCAUUAUAAAAAAUGCAUCUCUACUUUACCGAUCUGCAUUACCUGCACCUUUGUCGCGAGUAACAAUUCCAUAUCUCAUUUACACGCUUCUAUUGUUAAGGGAGGUGUACCUCUCUUCCUCAUCCUCCCCCCCUUUUGCCCCAUUCAGUUUUUUCUUAGGUUUUUUUUUUUUUUCUUUCCGCCCGCGGGUCUUCUGCCAUACACUCAGACCACCAUACACCAUACGCACAUACAACACACCCCCGACAUGCGCUGGAACUCUACAGGAAUUGGCUUGAUCACGUUAGCCUCGCCAUUAGCAAUGGAUUUUAAAUUGUCGGCAUCCUGAUAUCCCUGUGACACAACUUAUCUUGCAACCCCUGCCCUCCUUAGGAAAGCUGUCGCAAUGGUUCCCUUUCAUUGGUCGAACCUCGUCGCAACCUCCUGUUUACCUGCGACCUCGACAACCUCAACCUGACUACCUCUCCUUCUUGUUUUCCAUCCGUUCUUCAUCAGACUUCAUCCAAACCUCUUUCAAAUCCCCUUUUCGUGGUCGCCAUCAACUAGCGAUUGUUGUUGGAUACCCUUUUUUUUCAUCUUGCCUUGCAUCCAUUUGAUUAUUCAGCUCACCACCAAGUCCAGCAAUAUGCCCGUCGAGCUUCGCAAGCGCAAAGCCCCUGCGCCGGCCCCAGAGCCGCCGGCUAAGAAGCAAUCCAAAGUUUCCAAGACAGCCUCCAAGACAGCCUCCAAGGUUAAGGAGGCCGUUAAGGGCAAAGUCGCUAAGCCCACCAAACCCGCUGAUGCCAAUGGCUCAUCCAAACCCGUCAAACCCGUAGUCGGUGACACCAUCAUCCUCGACGGAUUUGGUGGUACGUUCGAAACCAAUGACGGUGAAAAGACCACCUUAAAGGCCCUCGUCGACGAGAGCAAAUCGGGGGUUGUGGUUUUCACGUAUCCAAAGGCCUCCACACCGGGCUGUACCAACCAAGCCUGUCUCUUUAGAGACUCGUACGAACCUUUGACCAAAGGUGGCCUCGCCAUCUACGGCCUCUCGGCUGACUCGCCCAAAGCCAACACCACAUUCAAGACCAAGCAGAACUUACCCUACCCGCUUCUUUGCGACACCAGCUUCACAUUAAUUGAAGCCCUUGGUUUCAAGAAGGCACCUAAGGGUGUCACUCGCGGCGUCUUCGCCGUUGAUAAGAACGGCAAGGUUCUUAUCGCUGAACCUGGAGGACCUGCUGCGACGGUCGAAGCUGUUAAGAAGCUGGUUGCUGAAAGCGAGAAAACCGACGCCGACGCCGACGCGAAGGAAUCUGUUGACGAGAAGUCCGAGGAGAAGCCAGCAGAAGAGGCCAAAUCCCCAAAUGGCGAAACGGUUAAGGAGAAGGAAGUUGACAGUACAGCCGAGUGACGGAAAUAACCGUUUUUUUCCUUCCCGUCCGAUUUCUUGUCUAACCUAGGGAUUAUCUUGCCUCAUGUUGUGUAAGACCACGGUUUUUGACAUGAUAGUAACAUCCGUGUCAAUGACGUAGAAUGAUAAGAGCAAAUCAAAGUGAAUUGGGUAUAUAUACAUAUAAAGUUUCUCGACGAUGCGAUGCCUUAGGUACCUUUUAGUAUCUUGUAUGCGGUCGACAUUAUAAGAUUCAGCCAUCUUCUUUUAAACUUGUCUCUCCGUUCAAUCAGUUUAUUGUUAAUGUAGAGGCAUUUUAUCUACCUAGGUACCUAGGUUAGGUACAUAAUACUUGGUACAAUGAUAGGUACUGUCUUAUGUAAUGGAACGUAAAUGGAAGUGGA
Daldinia caldariorum is the source of this 1813-nucleotide messenger RNA. RefSeq names its product AhpC-TSA-domain-containing protein. Bases 663 to 1430 code for a protein of 255 amino acids. The transcript is spliced from 2 exons. Lineage: Eukaryota; Fungi; Ascomycota; Sordariomycetes; Xylariales; Hypoxylaceae. Gene Ontology annotation, molecular function: thioredoxin peroxidase activity. Gene Ontology annotation, biological process: cell redox homeostasis; cellular response to oxidative stress. Gene Ontology annotation, cellular component: cytoplasm. The record is from RefSeq and is a predicted model, not a curated record.